UGCCAAUCAAUGGAGGUGGCUUUAGAAAAACAGUAAGGCAGCCUGUGAGGACUUUGAAUUUCAGCUUUAUUAACCUUCAGGUUUUAUAUCCUCUCAUGGUUACCAAGUUCUUCCUCAGCACUGCAGGGCACAGAGACAUCAUUUGAUUAAAUUAAACAAAGCCCGUGUUGUCCUGUGCUCCCUGACACCAGCCCAUUCUCACAGUCCUCAUUCUUCUUCACUGAGGCAGAGGAAAGGGCAAGGAAGCUGGUGAAGGGUCUGGGGUGCACAUCCCAUGAGGAGUGGUUGAAGGAGCUGGGGGUGUUUAGCCUGGAGAAAAGGAGGCUCAGGGGUGACCUUAUCACUCUCUACAGCUGCCUGGAAUGGGGCUGUAGCCAGGUGGGGGACGGCCCCUUCUCCCAGGGACCAGCGGCAGAACAAAAGGACACAGCCUCAGGCUGUGCCAGGUGCGGUUCAGGCUGGACAUCAGGAGGAGUUUCUUCAUAUGAAGAGUGAUCAGACAUUUGAAUGAGGUGCCGGUCUCACCAUCCGUGGCGGUAUUAAAGGGGAGCCUGGAGGCGGCACUCAGUGCCAUGGUCUGGUUGACACGGCGGUGUUGGAUCACAGGCUGGACUCGAUGAUCCCAGAGAUCUUGAGUUCAUUUCCAGCCGAACUGACGCCGUGGCUCUGUGCCUCCGCUCACCUUUCCCGCGCGCCGAGGCGGGAGCGGCCGGGGCCGGCCGGGCAGGGCAGGCGGGCGGCGGCCGGGCCGGGAGGGCGGCGCCGGGAGCUGUGCGGCCGGACGGAGCUCGGCGUCCCUCAGGAAGUUGUUUUAGAAGGAGAGAAUACAUCUGAAAAACAAGAUGUCUCAUGCUGGGAGUCGAUACCAAGAUAAGCAAUACCGGCACCAUGAGAACCAUAGAUCUGAUAGAUACAAGGAAGACAGAAGAGCAAGAAAAGCAUACCCAUACAAUGGAAGAGACAUCAGAGGUGGCCAGCACUCAAGGACUUCUCCUGUUUGUUCAGGCCCUUACUCUAAAACCUCAGGAGCAGCACAGGAGUAUUUUGUCCCACUACCAGAGUUUUAUCCUCCCAAGGAAAGCUUCUCAAUGAAGUGUUCAAAGGUAUGCACAACAAGAGGCAUUUUGAAGUUUGUGGAAAUCACAGUUAACCUCCUGGUGCUGAUUUGUGUGGGCGCUUCCCAAGCCUCCGUUGCAGGCUUCACGUCCCUUGGAGGCUUCGGAUCCUUUAACCUGAAUUCAGCCUACAGCCCCUUUGAGGGCACGGAGCUGCAGGAGGUGAGGGAGCUGGACAUGCAGUUCACCCAGAUGAGAGCCCCUUGCGUGUACGGCGGCGUAGCCUUCAGCUUAACAGUGGCCACACUCACCCUCGUCUUCCUCGUCGUGGGGGCAAAACCCAUCCAGCAGCUCCGGACAGGGCUCCUGGUAGGCGAAUGUGCCUUCAGCCUGCUGGCUGGCCUGGCGUACCUGGCGGCCGUGGGGCUGUACCUGCACUUGGUCAGGCAGGUGAACGCCACCGAGGUGUGCAGGAGGCGCGAGCGGCUCUACGCGCGCCGUGGCUACACCUCCAUGAACUGCGACGUCCAGGGCGGCGACGCGGCCGUCAGCCUCUUCGGGGUCGUCGCUUCCUGCCUGUAUUUUGCCAGCUUUGUGCUCUGCAUCCUUGCUAUCCGCACCGUGCGGGCCUUCCAGAGCCACGCAGCCAAGGCUCAGCACAGCCCCAAGGGCAGCGCUAGAGACAGAAGUGUCAGAAACCACCACGCUGUGCACCGGCCCUCUGAAAGCUCCCACAACGUCCAGGCUCUCGCCACGUUAGUGUGAAAUCAGCUCUGGGACUGGGCCAGAGAGCUGAAGAUUCAGCAAAAGAUGGACACUCGCAAACAGGCAGCCAGCCCACAGUGUUUUUUCCUUCAAGUGCUGAAGUGUGUAUUGAAUCACUGGUUGUAACCAUACUGCUACAACAUCAUGUAAUAAAAUCGACAUUGAGUGACUGUUUUAA
Molecule: messenger RNA, 1998 nt
Organism: Taeniopygia guttata (zebra finch)
Lineage: Eukaryota; Metazoa; Chordata; Aves; Passeriformes; Estrildidae
Product: MARVEL domain-containing protein 3
Biological process (GO): myelination
Cellular component (GO): membrane
Molecular function (GO): structural constituent of myelin sheath
Source: RefSeq, a predicted model, not a curated record